GUCUCAACUCAGCUGUACCAUGUGGACAACGAGUUUUUCUUGAACCAUGUUUCUCACACAAGUAAAUGUUUUGCAAUAUAAUUGUAAAAUAUAUUGCUCUUAAUCAUGACGCACAACGAGAAAAGGAUCGGUUGGCUUCAAGAGGGUCUUAUAGGCCUUGGUGUUGGUGUUUUAUAUGGCACAACCAGUGUAGCUGUUGGACACCCAUUUGAUACUAUUAAGACCAAAAUGCAAGCACAAGCAGGCUUUGAAAAGACUGGUAUGAUUAGUUCGUUUGUGAAGACCUUACGUCAGCAAGGAAUUAAAGGUCUUUAUAGGGGGUGUGUCCCACCAUUGUGGGGUUCUGGUAUUUAUAGAUCAACACARUUUGCUGUAUUUGAGGCAAUAUAUACCAUGAUGAACACAAGACGUGGUGUCCAGGAAAUUCCAUUCACAUCAGGACURCAAGUACGAGUAUUGGUAGCAGGUGCAUUUGCUUCAACUACAAGAGCAAUCAUUGAAACACCUUUAGAAUUAGCCAAGAUAAGAAGACAAACUGGACAAUCAUGGCAAUUUAAGGGAUUAUACAGAGGUUUUGGGGUAACCUGGUGCCGAACUAUGGGUCUGAUGUGUACAUACUUUGUAUUGGUGGACAGUGGCAGAAGACAUUUUCCUGAUCACUUCAAGAAACCUUUACUAGGACCUUUCCUUACUUCAGGAAUUGCUGCCACUCUUGCUUGGUGGUUAGUGUGGCCACUUGAAUACAUGAAGUCUCAAGUCCAGGGAAACUAUGGAAAAGAUAUGCCAGUAGUAACUCGUAUGAGAUUGGUCAUCAAAGAAAAGGGAGGUUUCUUWGGUCUUUAUAGAGGAAUACUUCCUGGUUCAAUCAGGAGUUUCAUGUCYAAUGGAUGCAGUAUGAUAGUGAUGAGCUGGGCACAAAGAAAGGUCUCAGAAUGGGGAUUGAGAGAAAAAAUUGGAUAAUAUUUUUAGUGAAAACCAGAAACUAACAAGGGAAUUAAAACAU
Messenger RNA from Exaiptasia diaphana, 1003 nucleotides. RefSeq names its product mitochondrial ornithine transporter 2-like. The record is from RefSeq and is a predicted model, not a curated record. Gene Ontology annotation, cellular component: mitochondrion. The transcript is spliced from 9 exons. Gene Ontology annotation, biological process: transport. Gene Ontology annotation, molecular function: transmembrane transporter activity. The coding region runs from base 106 to 960 and encodes 284 amino acids. NCBI's taxonomy places the organism in Eukaryota, Metazoa, Cnidaria, Anthozoa, Actiniaria, Aiptasiidae.